UACAACCUCUCUCUAUUUAUAUGCACUCAUCUUUCUUUAUCUUCUCUCUGUUACCACCCUCUCUCUCUCUCCCGUUCCAUCUCUCUCUCUCUCACUGUCUCUCCCGCUCCAUCUCUCUCUCGCCCGCUUCAUCUCUCUCCCUCUCUCUCGCUCCAUCUCUCUCUCUCUCUCCCUCUCUCUCCCGCUCCAUCUCUCUCUCGCCCGCUUCAUCUCUCUCCCUCUCUCUCGCUCCAUCUCUCUCUCUCUCCCUCUCUCUCCCGCUCCAUCUCUCUCUCGCCCGCUUCAUCUCUCUCCCUCUCUCUCUCCCUCUCCCUCUCUCUCCCGCUCCAUCUCUCUCUCCCGUUCCAUCUCUCUCUCUCUCCCUCCCUCAGUCUCUCACCCUUUCCAUCUCCAUCUCUCUCCCGCUCCAUCUCUCUCUCUCAUGGAUCCAUGUCCAUUCGUCCGCUUAAUAGUAGAAUCACUCUCCCUCAAACUUCCCCUCGCCACCAAACAUGCAGGCUCAGGCAUCCACCCCUCCACCACCCCAUGCUUCGGCAAGCUCAAAAUCAACUCCUUCCCAUCCCAAACAUCUCUCAUCCCCCUCUCCGACACUUCAUCUCUCCACUCUCCCGCUUCAUUCCCUGGAUUCCACCUCGACCAACCCACAUUCCAUCGUUUUUCCAACAAGCCCAUCACACUAAAAGUCUCCGUUUACACCGGCCGAAUGGGCAGCUCUUGUGGCCUUGCUAGCGGAAAAUUACUAGGAAGCGUCACUGUUUCUGUUACCCUUAAUGAUGCUGUCUUGAGGCCAGUUGUGUUUCAGAAUGGUUGGAUGAAACUUGGGAGUGAUCUCGGGAAUUCUUCUGCCAAGUUGCAUUUGAUUGUUAGGACCGAACCUGACCCGAGAUUCGUGUUUCAGUUCGGAGGUGAGCCCGAAUGUAGCCCCGUGGUUUUUCAGAUUCAGGGAAAUAUAAGACAGCCUGUUUUUAGCUGCAAGUUCAGUGCUGACCGAAACUCGAGAUCACGGUCACUGCCGUCCAAUUUCACCACCAACACGAGAGUAUGGAUGCGAACAUUCUCAGGAGACAGAGAAAAGCCAGGACGCGAAAGGAAGGGGUGGAUGAUAACGAUCCACGACCUUUCAGGCUCAUCAGUUGCAGCUGCUUCAAUGAUCACUCCAUUUGUUCCCUCCCCAGGGUCUGAUCGUGUCUCACGGUCUAACCCUGGUGCAUGGCUCAUCCUUAAGCCUCAUGGAGUUUCAAUGAAGCCGUGGGGGCGUUUGGAGGCUUGGAGGGAAAGGGGACCGAUUGAUGGACUAGGCUACAAGUUUGAGCUGGUCACUAGCACUGGUAUAGCCAGUGGCAUUCCCAUUGCUCAAGGCACCAUUAGCUUGAAAAAUGGGGGACAAUUUUGCAUCGACACCAAUAGUAAAGAUAAUAAUGCUGCAUCCGCGUCCUCUUUGUUUCCUGAUAUUAGAGGAUUCGUCAUGGGAUCAUCAGUAGAAGGAGAAGGAAAAGUGAGUAAGCCCGUGGUUCAAAUUGGAGUGAAACAUGUAACCUGCAUGACUGAUGCUGCUCUCUUCAUCGCGCUUUCUGCUGCCAUUGAUCUUAGCAUGGAUGCUUGUCGGCUUUUCUCACGGAAGCUAAGGAAGGAGUUUUGGCUCAAUGAUCAUGAUACAUUUUCUUACAACUAAUCGAGCUGCCAGUAUUAUCAUUAAUUUAAAUUCUUGAAUUUCUUCCUUCAAUUCUUUUAUUCCCUCAUAGCUGUGACAACCGUGAAGUUAGCUUAUUUCUUUGGUUUGAGCAUGGAUAUUACUAAGCGACUGCUUUUGCCUCGACUUAUUCUAGAUUUUUCAUUAUAUAAACAGUUUUUAGUUUAAUUUUCAUUUCUUAGAGAACUUAAAGCUUGCAGCUGGUUUGAUUACAUUGAUACUUAGCCACAGGGGAUCUGUUUUUCCAUUUUCUUAUUGUUCGAAAACUAGGUAAGUUAUAUAUGGUUGCUGCAAAUUUGUGUCA
This is a messenger RNA of Daucus carota subsp. sativus, 1994 nucleotides long. RefSeq lists its product as uncharacterized. NCBI's taxonomy places the organism in Eukaryota, Viridiplantae, Streptophyta, Magnoliopsida, Apiales, Apiaceae. The coding region runs from base 422 to 1672 and encodes 416 amino acids. The transcript has 2 exons. The record is from RefSeq and is a predicted model, not a curated record.